UCCCGUACCCUUGCCACAUUGUUAAGCCCUUUUCAACUCAUUUAUUUCAUUCUCUAGCAUUCCCUCCCUUAUCUUCUUCUUCCCAAUCUUGAAGAGUUUCAAACCUCAAUCAACAUGAACGAAGGGUUCUUGUUUCUCUCCUUGCUCUUUUGCGCCACCUUUCAUGUCUCCCUCUCCUUUAACGAUGGACUAGUGGCAAAUGGGAAUUUCGAAUUGGGACCAAAAGCAUCAGAUCUAAAAGGCACAGUAAUAACCGGGGGUAAAACCGCGAUUCCGGAAUGGGAAAUAUCAGGGUUCGUUGAGUACAUAAAAUCAGGUCAAAAACAAGGUGACAUGUUACUAGUUGUACCCGAAGGUGCAUAUGCUGUUAGACUAGGAAAUGAAGCAUCAAUUAAACAAAGAAUAAAAGUAAUUAAAGGAAUGCAUUAUUCAAUUACUUUUAUGGUGGCACGCACGUGUGCACAAGAAGAAAGAAUUAAUAUAUCCGUCGCACCUGAUUUUGGGAUUAUUCCUAUACAAACAUUGUAUACAAGUAGUGGUUGGGAUCCAAUUGGUUAUGGUUUUAAAGCUCAAUAUGAUGUCGUUGAAAUGGUUAUUCAUAAUCCUGGUGUUGAGGAAGAUCCUGCUUGUGGACCUCUUAUUGAUUCUGUUGCUCUAAGAACUCUCUACCCUCCUAAAGCUACUAAUAAAAACUUAUUAAAGAAUGGUGGAUUUGAAGAAGGGCCUUAUAUAUUCCCCAACACAUCAUAUGGAGUAAUAAUCCCACCGAACAUAGAAGAUAACCACUCACCCCUCCCAGGUUGGAUGGUAGAAUCCUUAAAAGCAGUAAAGUACCUAGACUCAUCCCAUUUCUCUGUCCCAGAAGGAACAAGAGCAAUUGAGCUAGUGGCAGGUAAAGAAAGUGCAAUUGCACAAGUAGCUAGAACAAUUCCUGGCAAAACCUAUGUUCUCUCAUUUUCAGUUGGAGAUGCAAGUAAUUCAUGUGAAGGGUCUAUGAUUGUUGAAGCAUUUGCUGGUAGAGACACAGUUAAAGUUCCUUAUCAAUCCAAAGGUAAAGGUGGGUUCAAACGUGCGGUUCUUAAGUUUGUGGCUGUUGGGUCAAGAACAAGGAUUAUGUUUUUAAGCACUUUUUAUAGUAUGAGAACUGAUGAUCUUUCUUCUCUUUGUGGGCCUGUUAUUGAUGAUGUUAAGUUGCUUAGCCUGCGUAAACCAUAAAUGGGCUAAUAUUAUUGGGCCUGUUUUAUGAAGGGAUUUUAUUACUAUUGGGCCUAUCAUGGGAUGAGGCAUAUUAUGUAUAAUGAGCCUUUGAUUAGUUUUCAUAUAUAUACAUAUAUUUGUUAGGAGAAUAAAGAAUGUUCUUUUCUCCUUUAAUAUAAUUAAGCCCUGGUGAGAGGUGCUAAGUAUGAUUUUAAUUUUAAUUAAAAAUAUGUGUAUAUCAAAUUAUGCUAAUGGAUAUAGACAUAUAUAAAUCUUGUUAUGUAUUUUGCAGUAAUAAAUUAUGAAAAUGAAAUAUAGACUGUUCAUGUA
Messenger RNA from Cicer arietinum (chickpea), 1527 nucleotides. Its product is annotated as BIIDXI-like protein At5g11420. Lineage: Eukaryota; Viridiplantae; Streptophyta; Magnoliopsida; Fabales; Fabaceae. Gene Ontology annotation, cellular component: plant-type cell wall. The record is from RefSeq and is a predicted model, not a curated record.